AUGCGCUUCCCGCCCUUCUCGAGCUUUGUCCGCACAUUUGUCGCCUUCACCAACGCCACAGCUCAUCUUCGACCGACCGCUCAGCGAACGCUCGCACCGCCAUUGAACACCUUCGGUUUGAGAUCUAUGCCAACAAUUCCAUUUCUCAGCUCCUUCUUUGGCACAUCAACUUCUGCAUCUGACAAGAUGUCGUACCCAGACCAACGCUCGAACGACGAAUGGCAUGCCGUGUUAAACAAAGAGCAGUUUCGAGUACUCCGCGAAAAGGGCACGGAGGCGCCUUUCUCUCACGAGUUCGACAAGCACCAUCCCAACGCAGGAGUCUAUACAUGCGCCGGCUGCGAUGCGCCGCUGUACAAAGCCAAUCACAAGUUCAAAUCAGGCUGCGGAUGGCCUGCAUAUUUUGACAGCAUCCCUGGCGCUGUGACUCGUCAUACCGAUAGUAGUUUUGGCAUGGAGAGGACUGAGAUCGUGUGUAGUAAGUGCGGUGGCCACUUGGGUCAUGUAUUCAAGGGUGAAGGGUACAACACGCCUACGGAUGAGCGGCAUUGCGUCAAUGGCAUCAGCCUCAAGUUCAACAAGGACGACCCGCAAACGAGCGGGAACGGUGAGGCUAAGUAG
Cyphellophora europaea CBS 101466 is the source of this 621-nucleotide messenger RNA. RefSeq names its product methionine-R-sulfoxide reductase. Gene Ontology annotation, biological process: protein repair; response to oxidative stress. The transcript is spliced from 2 exons. Gene Ontology annotation, molecular function: peptide-methionine (R)-S-oxide reductase activity. The record is from RefSeq and is a predicted model, not a curated record. Bases 1 to 621 code for a protein of 206 amino acids. NCBI's taxonomy places the organism in Eukaryota, Fungi, Ascomycota, Eurotiomycetes, Chaetothyriales, Cyphellophoraceae.